UCACGACGGUAGCUCGCGAAGCUGAUAAAUAUUUUGCUGCGAUCUGAUCGCGUUUUCGGUCGCUGCUCCUCCGAGUUCGACAUUUAAAACUUUAAUUUUCGCGUCUCUCCGUAUUUUCGCUCAUAUCGGUUCACUUUUCACGUCGGAAUCAGACUAAUCGCGAUAAUGAGAGAUGAUUGUCGAAACAGUAUGUGCAGUAUAAUCACAGAAUGUAAUUAGAAACUCGAUUACUGGCGCAAAGUUGUUUAUAUCCGAUAAUCAAUCACAUCAAUGUCGAUCUGAUUUGUAGCUAGUUCAUUUGACGAAUUUUAUCCGGCGAAAGUUUCGGUCGAUGGCGGAGACGCGUUGUCGCAUUUGCAUAUCGUGAGGGGACGUUUGUCGAUAGCACGUGAGGCAUGAUUGUACUGAAGCAGAAGGCUUCUGUGCACUAUGGCCUGCCACCGCCGCCGGCACCCCAGCCACCCUCGCCGUGGUCCAGUAUUCUGUGGGGCGACAAUCGGCGAUCUCGUGGGCGAAGAGUCGCGUGUGGCGUACGCGUCACGCAACUGCGAGACAAAGUCACCGCAAAAGAUUCGGGUGCAGGAGCACCAGCUGACGACGAGGACACUACGAGAACCUGCAAAAGUUUGAGCGAAUGUUACUUCGCGGGCAAGGGCGCAGCCCUGGUUUUACCGCCGAACGAAAGGGCUCGUCCUUCCAGACGAGUCUCGGCGGCAGGAUGCGAUAUCCAGCAGCACUUACAGUCCAUGUUCUACCUACUGAGGCCCGAGGAAACUUUAAAGAUGGCCGUGAAACUGGAGUCGGUGCAUCCAGGAAGGACGCGAUAUCUCGUCGUCGUCUCGUGCACGGGCAGGCAGGACGCCGAGGAGAGCUGCCUCCUUGGUAUCGAUUGCCACGCCAGGGCGACCGUCGGUCUCGUGCUCCGAGUUUUGGCCGACACCGCUAUCACUCUCGACGGCGAUGGGGGUUUCAAGGUCAGCGUUUGCGGCCGUCAACACAUUUUCAAGCCAGUGUCCGUUCAGGCCAUGUGGUCAGCCUUGCAGACGUUGCACAAAGUGUCCGGUAAGGCACGCGAGCAGAACUAUUUUCUGGGUGGAUUAUCGCACGACUGGGUCAGUUACUAUGAGCAACGAAUCGAGAGCGAUCGGUCGUGCCUCAACGAGUGGCACGCCAUGGACAAUCUGGAGUCUAAGAGACCGCCGUCGCCGGACAGCGUGCGCACCAAGCCCCGGGAAAGAGAAGAGACCGAGCGCGUGAUUCGAUCGACGUUGAAGGAGAUCAUGAUGUCUGUGGACCUCGAUGAAGUUACCUCAAAGUAUAUUCGAGGCCGACUUGAGGAGGAUCUUGAUAUGGACCUCGUGGAAUUCAAGCCGUUUAUCGAUCAAGAGAUGCUCACCAUACUGGGCCAGAUGGAUGCACCGACUGAGAUAUUCGAUCACGUGUACCUCGGAAGCGAGUGGAAUGCCAGUAAUUUAGAAGAACUUCAGAAGAAUGGCGUGAGACACAUCUUAAAUGUUACUCGGGAAAUCGACAACUUUUUCCCGGGGAUGUUCACAUAUCUGAAUGUACGUGUAUAUGAUGACGAGAAGACGGACUUGCUGAAGCACUGGGAUAACACAUUCAAGUACAUUACUAAAGCGAAGAUGGAAGGCUCUAAGGUGUUGGUGCACUGCAAAAUGGGAGUGUCCCGGUCUGCCUCCGUGGUGAUAGCUUACGCUAUGAAGGCUUACAACUGGGAUUUUUCUCAAGCGUGGAAGCAUGUUAAAGAGAAGCGCAAUUGCAUUAAGCCUAACAACAGUUUCCUCCUGCAGCUGGAAACGUACCAGGGUAUUUUGGACGCGAUGAAGAACAAGGAAAAACUUCAGAGGUCCAAGUCCGACACGAAUCUGAAAUCUCCCACAUCUGCGAAGGAUCAAUCAAAAAAGGAAGAGAAGUCGGAUAAUACGGAGAAUCAUAUGCGGGAGGUUUCAGGUUCAGAAUUGAAAAAAAGUAGCCAAAGACCAAAGAGUUGGUCACCGAAUGUCAAAGUCGCUGAGAAUAUGUUACCUUCCGUUCCUUUGUCGCAGUCGUUGGAAAGCAUCGACAAGGCGGGAAACGCAGAAGUCACACGUGAGGAUCUUCUUCGUGGUUCGAAUCAAAAACCGGCAAUAGAACAAGAGGCUCGCAACGUUCUAAUGCCUUGCGACAACGGGCAGUCUUACAGCGUGUCGCAGAACAAAAUAGUGCAUCUACCUGCGCCCGCUCCCGGCACACCUAGCGUAAAGAAUAGGAUUAGUAAGUUGGAAACUCAGGGACAGAAGAGGAAAGGCCUGGUACUCAAUCUAACGAAUCAGUUCGAGGCGGCCAGCAGUAAACCGUCGUCACCAGGAUCCGAUUCGGAUUCGAAGAGCCUGCCUCAGGGCUCGGAGGACAAUGCGAAGCCGAUCGAGAACGGUCAUCCGCAUUGCGAGCAGACGCAGGAGACGCGGGAGGCUGCGGCCUCCGUCGCGAGCGCGCCUUCCGAAAAGAAAGUGUGGGAUCCCGGCGAGGAGCAGAGGGAGAGGAGAAAGGAAACGAAGCAGGAGAUCACCGCCGAGAUCAACGAUAAUAGUGAUUGUCUAGUCUGGACUGCGUCCGCGGACGUAACGUGUGCCGAUUCGUGUGACGACAAUAAAACUGACGAAGUUGUGAGCGCGGAGAGUGAGUGUAUCGCGAGUGCGAUGUCGAUCGCGUCGUCGACGACGUGUCCCGAUAUCGCGGCGAGGAAAACGAAGAAGGACGGCGAUCCGUUCAGCGCCCAGCUGGAUCGCGUGUUCGAUCGCGAGGAGAGACGGGGCGAGCCCGUCACGAGGGAAUCCCCGAGCCGACAAAGUUCCUGGAGCAGUUACGAUAGCGCCGUGGUUCUCGACAACAACUCGGUGCACAGUUCGUGGGCCACCUUGCCGUCGAGGAACAGUUCCUGGGGCUCCUACGACAUGCGGCCGUCCGAUCUACUCGGCUCUAGCGGCCUGUUCCCGUACGACAAGGAGGAGAUACCGUGGCAUCCGGGCACGGUGAAGCGCACCAAGCAGAAACUGGAGGAGGGCACGAGCGCGGGCGGGGUGAAACGCGUGUGCACGCAGACCACCUCAACGGCGGAUGACAAGAGCGACAGACUGGCCACCGCCGAGUCGGACGCGGUCGCGGUCGAGACGUACAAUCCAGUACUGCUGCAGCACAUGCCGUCGCCGACGCCGCGCAGGAGAGACUCGUCGCCCGCUCAGGAGCACAAUCUCAAGGUGGAAGCGAGCAGAGACUCGCCGAGUCCGGUGGGCAGUAUCGACAUCUCCCUCACGCCGAUGCGCCAGAUCGGCAGAUUAUCCACGAGCGCCCCGGCGCCAUCCUCACUGUCCUCCGAGUCCGAUUUGCCUCUCUCGCUGCGCUCCUGCAGAUCGGAGAGCGAGACGUCCAGCCCGUGCGUCGUCAACACGCCUCAAUGUCCCUCCGUCAAGCAUCACAAAAUGGUCCUGGAAAAUCUCUGCAACAAGUCCGUGUUCAGCAAGCGCUGCCUCUCCGUCGACGACUCGCCGGAAGCGGAGUGUCCGCGGAGCACGUCCGGCAUAGUGAAGAACCUGAAGAAGGAGUUCGAGGCGAAGUCGACCAAGCUGGAAAAGAGUCCCGAGAACGCGUCGUGCGAGGGUGAGAACGCGUCGUCGUCGCUGCCAGCGCGACCCAAAAGGGACGUCAAGAUCAGGAGUUUGCCCUCGUCGCCGGUGAUCCCGCACAACGAAUCCAAGAUCCAGUCGUCGUCCAGCGUCGGCGAAAAAGACAGCAAGCAGGGGAGGAGGAGCGAGGCGGCGCCGCCGCCGCCACUGUCGUCGCAGGACAACGCGGAGGACCUCUCCGUCAGAGUGUUGGUGGGCAAGUACGAGGUCGCCAAGCCGGAGUCCCGCAAGAGCACGGACGUGCAGCUGCGCGCGCACAAGGACAAAGAUUGGGACGCUAUGGAGGUGCAUCCGCCGGCGAAGUCGAAAAUCGCACCCGAGUUCUCGAGGCGGUCGGCGCCGAUCAUGAUCAACAGUCAUCCCUCGCCGCUGUACAGCGAGACGCCGGAGGCGCCCGGCAGGCCGCCAGCGGUGCCGUCGCCCAGCGUCGUCGUGGCCAGCGUGGUGGCGAAGGCAGCUAGCAAGAAGCAGCAGCAGCACGGCAGAACCCAUCCGCUCGCCAGGCUGCAAGUCAGGCCUAGGCACAGCAGUCCCGUCUACAACACCAUGUAAUAAAAGCGACGCUCCCUUCGUGCACGUCGGUUUCUCAGGCGCGACGCGAGCGCAGCGUACCUAAUCUGGACGAGAGUGUACUCGCGUGGUCGCGCGAACGUCAUCGUGACGAUGAAAUCGUGAUCUCUUUUUAUGCGAUGGAUGAUUGCAAGUUUUUUUUUUGAGCCAGCCGCGCCUGUUGUUCCAAGAGUGGAUCUUCUUAUCGUCUUUCGCUUUUUUUUUUUUCUUUCUUAUCAUUACUGCCGCACAACAGUCGCAUCAAUCGCAUCAAGUCGCUUGUACGAUCGUUUCAUUCACGAUUUUGUCAUCUCGGUAAGAUAAUCAAUUAUUAUUUGUAAGACGAUCAUUUCGCGCAAGCGUUCGGAUCUUUUUUUACGAUGAAACAACGACAGGCGCUUUAAGUUCCUUCUCGUCAACUUGUAUAAUCUUGGCUUAGUUCAAUUAUUUUAAGCUGGAAAUGCAACAAUCACGAGGCUGCGCGUCGAGAAGGAGGUCAACGUAAAUUAAGGAAGAGAUAAAUGUUAUUCCUAUAUUACUUCGUCGUAAGUUAGUGGGCUCGGAAUCAAACGUGUGUGCGUUAAAUACGAGAAAUGUACGGCGCGGAAUGGAUUUUACGCGAUAGGCGGCGUAGAUAGGUUUCGGUCCGCGAUGGAAAAAAGAAAACACGAGAAAGAAGAGCCGAGUGCUCAGUCAGGCUGUGAAUGUAAGGUCUGAGCCUCGGGCGCACGCUGACCUUUCUUCUGCUUCGCUUUCUUAAUCUCUUCUCUUUUUUUUUCUUUCUCUGUCUCUUUUCGUCGGAUUUGAAGUUGCUUCGCGAGACGAUAAAUCUCCCGAUCCGCCGCGAAGCGACUUUCUGUCGAUUUUGUCGUAACGUGUACGGAACAAAAGUUACAUACGACGAGACCUCGAGAUAAUGUAAUGUUAAGCCACACUAUUAGUAAUUUAUAGGUGAUAAUGUGAUUAGAGUGAUGCACAGUGUGCGAGGACACGACGUAGCGGAGUGUGUGUAUUUUUUUUUCUGUUGAGCGACUGUUCUGGAAGCACGAGUGUGAUCGGAAAAAGGCGGGGGUACCAAAAUUCACGAGCUUCUGAUCGUUUCACGAAACCCCGAGAAGUGAUUCCUCCUUGAUCUUUCUCGUUAACGGCCAUAUUUUGCAUGACUGCGGAAUUAUGCGGAAUCAGUCAGUCGGAGAUAGAUAACGUAAUGGGAUAGAUUCUUCUCUCUUAAAUUGUAAGAUAAUAAUUUAGUAUUACGUAUUGUCUUAUCCGGAAGUGUGUGAUGUAUGUUGCAACGCGACAGAUUUCGAUUUAAUUAAGAGAAAUCAAGUCUCGUUAGAUUUUUAUCGGGGCUUGAUCCGCCGCCUCAACGUUUAGGUUUACGUAAUUCGUACGCGUAUUCGAAUUCGGAUCUCUGCUGCAUGUGAUCCAAUAGAGAGCGAGUUAUAGUCUGAAACGGGCGUUGCUCUUGCGAAUUAGGUACCUCACUCGUCUCAUUAAUUGUUAUUUAACCCGCUCUUAGUACUCCUACUAUUAUAGAUUAUCCUUAUCACAGUUAAUUCAAGAUCGGUUGGUCGUGCGACGCUUUUCAACGGCUGACGAUGCAGCGACGAUAGUGCAUCAGGAAGUUCCGCCAUUGAUUCCGAUAAGUCGAAAAAAAAAAAAAA
Linepithema humile (Argentine ant) is the source of this 5899-nucleotide messenger RNA. It is a transcript of the gene ssh, whose product is annotated as Protein phosphatase Slingshot. Gene Ontology annotation, biological process: protein dephosphorylation; actin cytoskeleton organization; negative regulation of actin filament polymerization. NCBI's taxonomy places the organism in Eukaryota, Metazoa, Arthropoda, Insecta, Hymenoptera, Formicidae. Gene Ontology annotation, cellular component: cytoplasm. Gene Ontology annotation, molecular function: protein tyrosine/serine/threonine phosphatase activity; actin binding. The record is from RefSeq and is a predicted model, not a curated record.